Messenger RNA from Botrytis porri, 900 nucleotides. RefSeq lists its product as uncharacterized. The coding region runs from base 1 to 900 and encodes 299 amino acids. Gene Ontology annotation, molecular function: riboflavin reductase (NADPH) activity; FMN binding. NCBI's taxonomy places the organism in Eukaryota, Fungi, Ascomycota, Leotiomycetes, Helotiales, Sclerotiniaceae. The transcript is spliced from 2 exons. The record is from RefSeq and is a predicted model, not a curated record.
AUGAUAUCUACUAGGAAUUCGCAGAGUUUGCUUUAUACAAAUCAAUCUUCUGUUAUGGGAGGCUUUCAUGAAUUAUUUUGGAGAUGGAAUCACACUCAUUCUUCUCGACAUAAUGCAUUUUCAAAAUGUAUUCAUCAGCAAUCAAGAAAAAGCAGCAGCUUGUCCAAUCCUUCUCCUUUAAAACCAAUCAGCGCCAUUGAAUCAACAAAUACACCUAUAGAUACUCCAUUAGAAGCCUCCAACAAGUCCCCAGUACUCAAUCAACUCGCCUUAGAUGUCCGUCAAGUAAUGCGCCAUGUACCGCAUUCCGUCGUAAUCCUUACCACUCCAAACCUUCAUCCCAAGUCUGGAGAACCUUCAAUAGCAGCAGCAGCUAUGACGUUAUCCUCUUUUACAACACUUACUCUCUCACCAGAACCUAUCAUCACGUUCAACAUCAAGCGUCCUUCCCGAACACUCGAUGCGCUAAAAGCAUUAUACCCCAUCGGGUUAGCAUCAUCAUCCGCAAAAGAUACACCCGAAAGAUGGUUUCACAUCCACCUAUUAGAAGCCAACACAUCCGGUGCUCAACUUGCCAAUCAUUUUUCUCGUGGUGGACCUAUGCUUCCCGAGGAUCACAAGUUGGUGUAUUCUCCCGGUGCAGUUGCAGAUGUAACCACCAGAGGUAUUAGACAGACGUUUCAAUGUGAGAUUCUGAGGAAUCGUGAAAACAGUGGGUUUAUUGAUGUUGGGGAUCAUACGUUGGUUUUUGGGAAGGUGAUGAAGAUUGGGUUUGGAGAGGAAGUGGAUAAAGUGAAGGGAAGGAAGAAAGAGUGGAGGGGCUUGUGUUAUAUGCAGGGGAAAUAUCAAAUUACGAUUCCUAUGUUGCAUGCUGAUAAGAAGAAGGAUGUAACUGUUUGA